Anisakis simplex (herring worm) is the source of this 951-nucleotide messenger RNA. The record is from the annotation of a GenBank genome assembly. NCBI's taxonomy places the organism in Eukaryota, Metazoa, Nematoda, Chromadorea, Rhabditida, Anisakidae.
AUGGGAAGUGAACGAAUGGCUCAAUAUCUGUUGAAUCAUAAAGAUGUUGUUUUGAAUUCGGUGAAUCUCGAUGAAUACUUGGACGCGAUGACUUCAACAUGGUAUUCAGAAUUACGUCUCAAACAGGCACGACGCUUUCCUCUCAUCUUCUUGUUUCUUGAGGAUCUCCAGAGUCAAUGCGGACCGUUGACUGAACGGCAGCAGGCUCUAUUCGAGAGAUACCUGAACCGAACGCGAAGUAAUGUCGAAUGGUGGGACAAAUAUUAUCCUGAUCUGUCAAGAGUUUUUUAUGAUGCCUUCGUGAUCGGACCGUUCGAUAUGGAGAACUGGAACACGCGAGUACCGCGAAACUUCAAACCCUUCUCUUAUAAUGUCAAAAUACGACCGAAUUUCCCGGGAUCUGCUGCCUAUCCGUGGUAUAAAAAUAUGACAUUUGAUGGUGAAGUAGAGAUGCAUUUCACAGUGCUGAACAACGUCAAUGAAAUCCAAUUGAACUCACACAGAAUGGUCGUAGAAAAAUGGAAUAUGAAGCUUACCGAACAAUCAACCAAGAGAUCCUAUGAAAUUGAUGAUGUCGUCAAGGAUUUAGAAUACGGGAAUAUCUAUAUGAAUGCGCAUAAUCUCAUUCCAGCAUUCCUUACACUCAAAACUCAAGCACCGCUGACCGCUGGAAGUAAUUGGACGCUUUGGAUUAAGUACACUGGAUUUGUGUGGGGCGUACCAAGUAAGGGUGUGUACACAAAUACCAACUACUUUGAAUUCAAUAACAAAAAAGCAUGGAUAUUUUCGACAUACUUCGAGUCUGGUCCAAGUGCACGUUCAUUGGUGCCGUGUUUUGAUGAGCCUGACUAUAAGGCUCGAUGGCAAAUGACACUCGAACAUCCCGCUGAUAUGAUAGCGCUCGGAAACAUGCCCGAUCAAGGAUUCACUAUUCAAGCAGAUGGUAACUAA